AUGGAGAGCAGGUACAGAUCUAAAAGCAUACCAGUGCCUGAGUCUCAAUUAUUGACAGUACAAGAUCAACUUAAAAACAAUAAAUCGGAUCAAACGCUUCUUGAACGUGAAACUACUCUUUCAACUAAACUUGAAGACACACAAACACUUUUUUGUCUUGAUGGAGAAUCCAUACAAAGUACAGAAGCCGGAUGUUUAUGUGAUAUUUGUGAGAAAAAAAUUAGUUUUGGCAUUAAACGAUAUCAUUGUAUCGAUUGUGAAGAUUUCGAUAUAUGUCUGGAAUGCUCAAAGGAAACUGAUCAUGAUCAUACCUUGUUUGUUCAACAUUGUGUCACCAGCGAAUAUCAAAAGAAAGUGCAAGCGGGUACAUGUGUUAGUGACAUAUUAUAUCGAUCAUUUCAUUGCUACUGGAAUCGACCGUGUUUUGCUCUAACGCCAUUUACGUCAUGGUACACAUACAAUGAUGUUUAUCAACGUGUACGAACAUAUGGUACUCAAUUAAUUAAUAACAAUGGUUUGAGAGCAAGAGAUUUUGUUGGUAUUUGUGGUGAUACAUCAUUAGAAUGGGUUGUAGCUGAUAUAGCGUGUGUAUUUCAAUCGCUAAUUACAGUACCAUUGCAUACAAGAAUGAUCAAUGAAGAUCUUGUGAAAGUGAUAACAAAUUGUCAGAUCAAAUGUAUUAUUUGUACAACAGAAGAAUUGCAGAGCAAGUUUACUCUACUUAUGACACAAUGUCCAUCAUUGAAAGAGAUUGUUUUAUUUAAAAAUAUUGAUGACCUGAUACUAACCGAUCACUCAGAAUGGAUUGAUAUUGUAAUAAAUGCUGAAGAUAAUGAUCUUCUGACUAUUAUUCACACAAGCGGCAGUACCGGUAUACCUAAAGGUGCAAUGAUCACAGAAAAGUUGUGGAAAACAUUUAUUGAAGAUGGUUUGUCAAUGCACGAUCCAUUCGUCAAAGCUAUCUUUAAACCAUUGUGUAGUACGUCAGAGAGACAAGCUCUCUAUUACACAUUUUGUAGUGGUGGUCGAGUGGGUAUAUGCACAGAGCCAAGUAAAAUAUUCGAAGAUAUUCGAUUAUUACAACCAACAAGUUUAGGUUGUACACCAAGAUUUUGGAACGUACUAUAUGCUGAAUUCCAAUGUGAAUAUUUAACACAAUUGGAAAAAAAUGCUAAUAGUUGUGAUCCUAAAAGUAAAGAUAUGGUAUAUCAAAAAGUACUAACACAAUUUAGAUCGAUAUUCGGUGAAAGAUUAACGAGUGUAUCAACUGGUGGAGCUUCAACAAGUGAGACGGUUAAAGAAUUUUUAAUUGAUUGUUUUGGUUAUGGUCGAGUGUACGAAGGAUAUGGAUGCACAGAAGCGGGUGAUAUAACAGGGGACAAUGGAAUAUUAUGCGUUGGUGUACAAAUCAAACUAGAAGAUAUACCCGAAUUAGAUUAUUAUCAGACUGAUAAACCAUAUCCACGUGGUGAAUUGUGGGUUAAAACUCGAACCCUUAUUCCAGGUUACUAUAACAACUCGAUUGAUACUGAAAAAUCUUUGAAAGAUGGUUGGUUUUGUACAGGUGAUAUUGUUGAAUUGAUCGAUUCUAGACAAAUAAAAAUAAUCGAUCGUAAAAAGAAUUUUUUUAAAAUCUCACAAGGCGAGUAUGUUGCCGCUGAACGAUUAGAAAAUGUGUAUUUAUCAUGUGUGUACAUUGAACAAAUCUUUAUUACAUGUGCAGAUAUUAUUAAAUAUAGUCAACAACAAAAUGCGGUGAUGGCAGUAAUUAUACCAAAUGAAAAAUUACUAAUCGAUUGGGCAAAAAAUACAAAACUAGAAUCAUGGACAGAUAUCAAAGAUUUAUGUAAAAAUCCAAUUGUAAAUAAAAUGAUACUUGUUGAAUUGAAAAAAAUUGGUGAACGAAAAAAACUUCGAUCAUUUGAGAUACCAUGGGCAAUUUAUUUAGAAUAUGAACCGUUUACAAUUAAAAAUGGUAGAUUAACAUCGUCAAAUAAAUUAGCACGAUCAGUUGUUGAAAAAUAUUAUCGAAAUAUUAUGGAUGAUAUUGUAUUAAUUAGUCAAGUACGAGAUAGUGGUGAUAAUAAAAAAGUGAUUCAUGAUAAUUUCAUUGCUAAUGGUGGUGAUUCAUUGAGUGCUGUUAGAUUAGCUGCACUAGCAAAAUCGAAUUAUGGAAUAGAAAUUAAUGUUGAAAAAUUACUUACUUCAUCUACCAAUAAUAACGUACAAUUAUUGUUAACAGACGAUGGAAUGUUAGAUCCAUCUCUUACUGUAAAUAAUAGUUUGAGUGAAAAUGAUGGAGAUAUUCUGUUAACUGGUUGUACGGGUUUUCUUGGUGCUUAUAUUCUGUAUGAAUUAUUAAAACAAACAACAAAUUGUAGAAUAUGGUGUUUGAUACGAUCAACGAAACCGGAUAUAAUUAGUCAAGUAUUAAAAUAUUACGAUUUUUGUAGUUCAAUAAUAGAUAUAGAAAGAAUUAGACCGAUUAUUGGUGAUUUAUCAAAACCAAAAUUUGGUUUAACAAAUGACGAUUGGUCACAAUUAUCGUCUACAAUAAGUCUCAUUUAUCAUUGCGGUGCCAUGGUUAAUCAUAUUAAAGAUUACUAUGCACAUCGAACAGUAAAUGUUAAGGGUACCAUAGAAAUUAUAAGAUUAGCGUGUAGCCGCAGAAUUAGAAUCAAUUAUAUUUCCACUUUAAGUAUAUUACCAACGAAUAAAAUUGUUAACGAAAAUGAUCAAUUAGAUGAAUUGUAUUUGUAUCGAACAAAUGGUUAUUCACAAAGUAAAUGGAUUGCUGAAAAACUGAUAACACAAGCUAAACAACGCGGAUUACCGGUGACCAUAUACAGACCAGGUAUGAUUUCGUGGUGUUCCACAAGUGGAAAAUGUAAUGAGCAAGAUUGGAUAUAUCGAUUAUUUACUGGAUUAAUAGAAUAUGGAAUAGCUCCAGAUGUUGACUCAUUAAUGAAUUUAGUACCUGUCGACUAUGUAAGUAAAGUGAUCGUAUGGUUAGGACAACAACGAGAAAGUAUUGGAGAAAUAUAUCAUUUGUGUAAUAUGAACAGCAUGAUUCAGUUUAAGACAAUAUGGAACGAAAUAUGUACAAUGAGACAGAAGAAAUCAGAAUAUAUUGAUUUCAAUGUUUGGUGGACAGAUGUUUUAAACAAAGUUGAACAUGAUAAAAAGAAUCAAAUAUUAAAUGGAUUAUUAUUAUUUCAAAAUGGAAUACCAAAUGAUAGAGACAAAAAAAUUUUAACUAAAAAUACUGCAAAAGCUUUACAAACAAGUAAUAUUGAAUUGUCAGAAAUAAAUCCUACUUUAUUUGCUAAGAAUUUAUUAGAUAACUUGAGCAGAAAUUGA
Didymodactylos carnosus is the source of this 3360-nucleotide messenger RNA. Lineage: Eukaryota; Metazoa; Rotifera; Eurotatoria; Philodinida; Philodinidae. The record is from the annotation of a GenBank genome assembly.